AUGCCCGCAAUUAUCCUACCGCAGAAGGAGAAUUCCCUCUUUAAGAGAAUAUUGAGAUGUUAUGAGCACAAACAGUACAGAAAUGGGCUGAAAUUCUGCAAGCAAAUUCUGAUCAACCCAAAGUAUGCAGAACAUGGAGAGACGCUGGCGAUGAAAGGUUUAACUCUAAACUGUUUAGGAAAGAAAGAAGAAGCUUAUGAUUUGGUGCGACGAGGUCUACGCAAUGACCUCAAGAGCCAUGUCUGUUGGCAUGUGUACGGCUUACUACAGCGCUCGGAUAAAAAGUAUGAUGAGGCUAUCAAAUGUUACCGAAAUGCUCUUAAGUGGGAUAAGGACAAUUUACAGAUCCUUAGAGACUUGUCCUUGCUGCAGAUCCAGAUGCGGGACUUGGAGGGAUAUAGAGAGACUCGGUAUCAGCUGCUUCAGCUGCGUCCUGCCCAAAGAGCUUCAUGGAUUGGUUAUGCAGUCGCCUAUCAUCUGCUUGAGGACUUUGAGAUGGCUGCUAAAAUAGUGGAAGAGUUCAGGAAAACACAACAGACGUCUCCAGACAAAGUUGACUAUGAAUACAGUGAAUUGCUGCUAUAUCAGAACCAAGUUCUGAGGGAGGCUGGUUUGUACAAGGAAGCUCUUGAUCACCUCAACAAUUAUGAGAAACAGAUUUGUGACAAACUGGCUGUGGAAGAAACCAGAGGAGAGCUCCUGUUGAAGCUUGACAGAACUGAAGAGGCUUUAGAAGUGUACAAGAAACUUCAGGAGAGGAACCCUGAGAAUUGGGCUUAUUACCAAGGAAUAGAAAAAUCAUUAAAUCCAAGUAGUAUAGAAGACCGAUUUAAAAUUUACGAAGAAGCUUGGGUAACAUUUCCGAAAGGAUUGAUUCCCAGAAGACUUCCUCUUAGCUUCCUCAAUGGUGAGAAGUUCUGUGAAUGUUUAGACAGUUACCUUAGAAUGAACUUCAGUAAAGGCUGUCCACCUGUCUUCACUACUCUCAAAUCCCUUUAUGCUGAUAAAGACAAGGUUUCAAUUAUUGAAGAACUUGUGGUCGGUUAUGAAAAAUCUUUAAAAGGCUUCAGAAUGUUUUGUGAAAAUGAUGACGGUAAAGAGGAACCUCCAACCACUUUGUUGUGGGUACAAUAUUUUCUGGCUCAGCACUUUGACUUUGUGGGAAAGUCCACUGUAGCUUUAGAAUACAUAAACGCAGCCAUUGACAGCACACCUACACUUAUUGAGUUGUUUUCCAUCAAAGCCAAGAUUUACAAGCACGCAGGAAACAUCAAGGAAGCAGCUCGAUGGAUGGAUGAGGCACAGGCUCUGGACACAGCUGACCGCUUCAUCAACUCAAAGUGUGCCAAGUACAUGCUGAAGGCCAGCCUGGUGAAAGAAGCAGAAGAUAUGUGCUCAAAAUUCACAAGGGAGGGAACAUCUGCGAUCGAUAAUCUGAAUGAGAUGCAGUGUAUGUGGUUCCAGACGGAAUGUGCUUUGGCCUUUAAGGCCAUGAACAAAUAUGGAGAAGCUUUAAAGAAGUGUCAUGAGAUUGAAAGACAUUUUGUUGAAAUCACGGACGACCAAUUUGAUUUCCACACUUACUGUAUGAGGAAGAUGACCUUGCGAUCCUAUGUGGACCUGUUGAAGCUGGAGGAUGUCCUGCGGCAGCAUCCCUUUUAUUACAAAGCUGCACGCACAGCCAUUCAGAUCUAUCUGGCCCUGCAUGACAAACCUCUGGCCGACGACAACAAAGAGAGCGAGGCCGACACAGAAAAUUUGACUGACAAAGAGCUCAAGAAGUUGCGUAAUAAACAGCGCAGAGCUCAGAAAAAAGCUCAGUUGGAGGAGGAAAAGAAGAACGCUGAGAAGGAGAAACAGCUUAAGAACCAGAAGAAGAAGAAAGAGGACGAUGAUGAGGAGAUCGGACCUAAGGAAGAGCUAAUACCAGAUAAACUGAUUAAGACUGAGUACCCCCUGGAGGAGGCUGUGAAGUUCCUGAUGCCUCUGAAGAACCUUGUGAGGAAUAAGAUUGAAACGCACCUGCUCGCUUUCGAAAUAUACUUCAGAAAAGAAAAGUACCUGUUAAUGCUGCAGUCUAUAAAACGAGCUGUAGCUAUUGAACCCAGUAACCCCUGGCUGCACCAGUGCUUGGUCCGGUUCUUUGCAGGGGUUAAUAACAACGGUCACCUGGCAGAGGCAGUGAGAACAGUUCUGAGACAAGAGACCACCAGACUCUUUGGAGAGAGCAAUCCGCAGAGUUUCAACAAGAACUUCCUGAGUGAAAACUCCAACUCCGUCCCACAUCGACUGGCCGCUGCUAAAAUGAUGGUGUAUCUGGAGCCCUCCGCUGAUAAGAUGGCCUGUGAGAUCGCCACAGCACUGGAUGAGUCACUGACUGGAAGAAGCAUUCAGAUCUGCAUCGAAGUCUUGGAGGCACUGCGAAAUGGGCAGCUGGGGGAGAACCAGCAGAAAGCGGAGGAAUCAUACCGCACUGCCUGCCAUAAGAUCUUCCCGUACUGCCUGGCCUUCAUGCCUCCCGGUUACCAGGACAACAACACAAAGCUCAAUGUCAACGGUGACCUGUCGGCAGGCGAGCACGAGGAGAUGACUAACGAGAUGUGA
This is a messenger RNA of Knipowitschia caucasica, 2604 nucleotides long. The record is from the annotation of a GenBank genome assembly. NCBI's taxonomy places the organism in Eukaryota, Metazoa, Chordata, Actinopteri, Gobiiformes, Gobiidae.